Molecule: messenger RNA, 1010 nt
Organism: Cuscuta epithymum
Lineage: Eukaryota; Viridiplantae; Streptophyta; Magnoliopsida; Solanales; Convolvulaceae
Source: the annotation of a GenBank genome assembly
AAGGAGAUGCGUCUAAAAAAGCUUCGUGAAGCUAGCACUGCAACUCUCUUUUCAGCCAAUGUUGCUCAUACUGAAACAUCCUCUCAAAGCUCUAACUCUGAAACUUCUGCACUGACUGAAUCCUCUUCUGCGAACAUGGCGCAAUUCAAUAACCCUAAUCAGUCAAAUUCUUAUAGAGGACGAGGUCGUGGUGGAUCAAACAGAGGUAGAGGAGGCAGAUUUGGAGGCCGCAACUCAGUAUUUUGUCAGGUAUGUGGAAAACCUGGACAUCAUGCCUUGAUCUGCUAUCACCGGUAUAAUCCAAACUUUACCACUCCAAACCAAAAUCCUACCUAUACCCCUUCUUCCUCUGUAACCUCAAAUCAGUCACCCUACUAUCAGUUUCAACCUCACUUCAACUAUCCUUCUCCCUAUACUCCCAGACAGAAUACACCUCAACCCUACACCUCUUCAUCGCAUCCUGGCCAAUUUUUCAAUCCACAACCUACAACUCCAGAAAAUGCUAAUUGGGAUCAACACUCUGUCAGACCUCUGCCUUCUGCAGCACUUGCAAGCACCAGCUCUAUUCUUGGACCAGCACCAUCUCCUCAACAAUGGUUCCCAGAUUCAGGAGCAACUCAUCACAUAACUGCUGAUCCUCUCAACUUCCAACACAGUGAACCACUUGCUUCAACUGACAAACUCUUUAUGGGUAAUGGUCAAGGUUUCUAAACAGGUUCUUUUACAUGGAAUUCUUGGUGCUGAUGGUUUGUACAAGUUCCAGUCUAUAUCACCUCUUGGAUCAUAUCAAUUCAAGUCUGCCAGUCAGCCUACUUCUAUAGUGUCAACACCCAAUAAACACUUGUAUCCCAUGUCCUUUGUUUCCACUUGUAAUAAGUCUGACUCAUGUAAUGCAUCAGUUUCUUGUAAUGUUUGGCACUUAAGAUUAGGCCAUCCACAUUUUGAAGCACUGAAAUCUGUACUCAAAAAUUGUAAUGUGCCUUCAAUAAAUAAAAGUGAUCUUUCUUUCU